UUUGCAGGUCCUACAACUGUACAAAUGGUUUCACAAAAUCGUCCCCCACCACCAAUGACAGUGCCAGUACAGGUGCCUCAGGGUCAGAUGGUACAGCCGUAUGUCAAUGAAAGUGGCACAUUGACACAUGUGGUAUUGUCACCGCAACAAUAUCAGCAGUUACAUGCCGGCCAAGGACACAUACAUCCAUCAUUUAUUGCCAAUGGUACAACCCACUAUUAUGCCCCCAUGCCAAAUGGUUUUCAACCAGGUACAGGAGCUGCGGCGCCUUAUCCUGUCAAUCCACAUGGCCAUAUGGCGCCACCACCCCAUCAACCAACAACACCGCAACCUGCACAUCCACAACAACAGCAGCAGCAACAAAUGACCAAUAUGACGAAUACAACACCGACACAACAGCAACAACAUUCACCAAUUUCACAUUCCGCCAAUCAUUCGCCAUCACCACCUAAUAAUCAGAACAACAACAAUAAUAAUACUUAUCACAAAGAUGAAAGGACACAAAGACAACAUAAAAAAUUGUUAAGGAAGUUGGAGAAGAAACAAGAAUAUAAUUCUGUUGUUUCUUCACCCAAUCAUUCGCCAUCACCCAGACGCCAGGAGCCACAAAUAAAUGGUCACAAUGGAUCUUUAAGGUCACAACAUGCCAAUCCGCAGCAGCAGCAGCAACAACCACGUAAAUCCCAUCAACAGCGUAAUUACAAUUCCCAACCUUCCAACAACAACAACACCAUUAGCAGCAGUCAUGGCUUUAAUUCCAACAACCAAGGUGCCUCCUCUUCAAAUGCCUCAUCCGAAGAAGGUGAAGGCGAUCUUGUGGCCACAUCCGCCAUAAAUGGCCUACCACCCGACCAACUAGAAGAGGAAGAGGAUUGCCAAGGAACCAUCCUGGAACAAUUAUCGGAUAUUCAAAAACCUGAAGUCACCGAAAUAACACCACGUUCCGCGAAAAUUCUCUGGGAUAUACCGCAGAGUAUCAAUGAAUCGGCCUCUCAACUAAUCAACUUGGAAGAGUUGCGCUACAAUGUCCUACUCAGUGAACGUACAAAAGAAUGUAAAUUUAAAAGUUUCUACAAUGGUUCCUCAUUCGAUUGUGUAUUGCACGAUUUGAAACCGGGUCAAGAAUAUGUGGUACGUGUGCAGGUACACUAUGAACAUUUGCAGGGCACACCUUCGGAGCCGGUGGAAUUUAGCACACCAGCCUGUGAGCCGGAACGUCCCACAGCCCCAAGGAUGGUAAUGUCCUCAAAGAAUUCGUUACAUUUGCGUUGGAACAAUACCCUCUGUAAUGGUUCGCCAAUCCAGCAUUAUAUCCUGGAAUAUGAUGAAGGUCGAACCGGACCCCUGACCAAUGCCAAUGGCGCGGAGAAAUCCAUUAAUUUUGUUGAGGCUGUGAAAACCAAGGGUCGCCAGUACAUUGUCACCAAAUUGCAACCAUCCACAUUGUACCAUUUCCGUUUGGCGGCCGUUAAUGAAAUCGGCCCCUCCCUAUAUUCUCCCAUAUGUUCGGUGACUACCCAAGGUAAUCCUCCGGCUGCCCCCAAACCUCCCACCCUACAAUCGUUCAGCUCUUCCUCCCUCCGUCUGCUGUGGGAGAAACGCCAAAGCGAUGGUGCCACAUGCAUUUACAUUUUGCAAAUGCUUGAUCGUGAAUCCGGUCAUGGUUAUUUGAAUGUCUACAAUGGCCCAGACUGCUCAUACGAAUGCUGUAAACUGCGCAGAGCCACAUUGUACAACUUCCGUUUAAAGGCCGAAAAUGAAUCGGGUCCCUCAGCAUGGUCGCCCGAAGUUUCCUAUAAGACAGCACCCGAAAGACCUGGUCGUCCGGGUAAACCAUAUGCUAAGGGAAAAAUUCAUGGCACCCACUUUCGUGUACGAUGGGAGCCACCCACAGAUAAUGGUGGUGCUGAAGUGCAGCGUUAUUAUCUCGAAAUAAAUGCCGGUGGCCAGAAAUUCGAACGCAUCUAUUCCGGUGCUGAGUGUGAAACAAACUGUGAUCGUUUACAGCCCGGCACCACCUAUCAACUGAGAGCUUCCUGUGAAGGUCCCGGAGGAUUUAGUCCUUAUUCAGAGAUUGGUCACAUAACCUCUGAAGCUGUAGUACCUGCUGCUCCUCCGGCACCCUAUUUUGACACUACACUUCCAUUUGCAGCCGUACUGAGAUUAGAGAAACCUGAUUAUAAUGGUGGAGCUCCUAUUCUAGAAUAUGAAGUACAAAUUCGUAGACCAGGCGAUCAAGAGCCACCCACAUUGGCGUAUCGGGGUAAAGAAGAUUAUUGUGUGGUAAAUGCCCUACAGCCGGGAUGCCAAUAUGAAGUUCAGGCCAGAGCUGUUAAUCGCAUUGGAGCCGGUGGUUGGUCUCCCUGGUUUGAAUUUUCGUCAGCUGCCGCCCCACCCAAUAACCCGGAAAAUCUGAAAGUCAUUGUAAAAUCGGCGACACAAUUGCAUGUAACAUGGCAGGAGCCGGCCAAUAAAGGUGGGGCUGCCAUAUCGGAAUAUCGUCUAGAAAGUGCUACUGCUAAUGCCUCGUCGUCGUCGUCCUCCGCGUCAUCUUCAAAAGAAGAAUCCAUUCCCGAACCCCCACCAGCAUCGGCAUUCCAUAUAUGCUAUCAAGGUCUGCAAUGUAGUACCGACCUGCGGAACUUACUACCCUUUACCAGGUACUAUUUCCGUGUAAAUGCCUGUAAUGUGGCUGGCAUGAGCAAAUGGUCACCCGUGGUUAAUUGUCAAACACCCGCAGCUGCCCCCUCACCACCACAAAUCAAAGACUUUGAAUUUACCUCCAAUGAAGCCACUCUUCGCUGGUCCACACCCGAAAACAAUGGUUCACCCAUCAUUAACUACACCAUUGAAUACAACAGUGCACCGUCGAAUGUAACCACCAUAACUACGCCUGACGAUAAAACCGAAUACACGGUUAUCAAUUUGCAGCCGGAAACCUCCUAUAAAUUCAAGGUACAGGCCAUUAAUGCAAUUGGCUCGGGUCCCUUCUCUGCAUAUGCCAAACUGACAACAUUGCCUUCGCCACCCUCACCACCGAAAUUGGAAUGUUCCGGGGUGGGUCAUAAUUUCAUAAAACUGAAAUGGGGUGAUGGUAAAAAUCUGGACUUCACCAAAUUCUAUGUGGAAAUGUACGUGCAGAGGGCAAAGGAAUUUCAGGUUGUCUACACCGGUACGAACUGUAUGUGUAAGGUGAAUAAAUUGCAGGAACGUACAUGCUAUAAAUUCCGAAUUUGUGCGGGAAAUGAUCGUGCCGGUGUGGGUGAAUAUUCCGAGGAAUAUGUUUUCACCACAACCCCCUGUUUUCCGAGUAGCAUUAAGGCACCGCGCAUUGCUCAAAAUCUAAACCCGGCAUUGGGUGGUGCGACUGGCGGCACUGUGGCCACGGUGAAUACCAAUACAACAACAUCGUCGACGACGUCGACAAUAACGGGAGGUAAUACACCAUCAAAUGCUAAUGUCAUACCCUCAGGUCUUAUACCCGAAACACCUAGCUAUCCCACGGGUUUGGGUAAUCUAAUGUUGGGUGUACCGCUCACCCUCGAGUGGCAACAUUCUAAGAAUUCGUUUAGCGAUCGUGUGGAAUAUAUGCUGCAGUAUGCCAUCGGCAAAGAUGGUAAUUUUAAAAUGAUCUACCGUGGUAGUGAGACCAAAUUUACAAUUGAAAACUUGGAACCAGCAGGCCUAUAUCAAUUUCGUGUAUGCCCCAUACGUGUCACCAGCACGGGCGAAGAUCUAUUCGGUGCAUUUACAUCACCAUUCCGUUAUGUGGUACCGCUAAUACCACCGCUUGAAGAAAUCGAUGAUAAUCUCUUGACCAAUGCCGCUGCAACGAUGAUUGCUAGUCUCAAUGCUGCUGGGGCAAAUACCGAGGGCGGUGCAGCCACCUGUCAUGGCCACUCGCAUAAUCAUCAUUCACAUUUGCAUCACCAUCACGCGACCGUACAUGCGCAUCACAACAGCCGACACAGUGAUAAUAGUUUAGCAACAACAUCCAGCGGUCUACAUCAUCGUUCCGUUUCGGCCAACAGCAACAGUAGUAAACAUAAUAAUGCCGCAGCAGCAUCGGGCAAUAAUACCUUACUUAUAGGCACAAAUGCCAUGGGCUUCAUACCCAUUGGCAGUGUGGCCAAUGAAUUGGCAGCCAAUUUUAGCGGUUGUGAUGAUCCCAAUCACAAUCAUCAUCAUCACCACCAUCAUCAUCAUGCCUUCCAUGACAACAACGGAGUUGCCAGCGGCAACAGCAGCAGUGGCAGCUCUCAUCAUCAGCACAAUAGUCCAGUGUCGUCGGCUCAGAGAUCCAAUGCCAAUACGGCCACAUUAUUGGCCGCCAGUGCCGCCAAUCAAUUAUUUGCCAAUAAUCCCAUUCUCUUGCAGGCAGCCACAGCUGCCAUAAGUCAUCAUCAGCACAUUUUGGAUAAUCAGCAACGUCACAAUCAACAUCACGGCGGCGGCAGUGUCCUCAGACGUUUUGUGCAUCGCCUUAGCUCGGUGUAUACGAAUCGCAAACGUUUCACCGAUCAAGAAAAGGCCGUCAUAUUUAUGUUAUCAUUUUUAUUCUUUACAUUCGUAUUUGCCACUUUUGUUAAAAUGUUUAUGCGCUAA
Messenger RNA from Musca vetustissima, 4605 nucleotides. Its product is annotated as fibronectin type-III domain-containing protein 3A-like. The record is from RefSeq and is a predicted model, not a curated record. Lineage: Eukaryota; Metazoa; Arthropoda; Insecta; Diptera; Muscidae. Gene Ontology annotation, molecular function: protein binding.